CUUGAUUAGGCAUCACAAAAGAUUCCAUUUCUAAAUGUCCAUCUGAAGUUUCCAUCACAAGCACUUUGAAGAAAUGUAUAAUCAAAUAUCAAUAAUUAUUGAACUCAUACUGAACUGCAGCAUACAAACUUAGGUAGAUAUAAUGGUCCAGUGCAGCAGUAAACAUUUGGAUAACAAUGGAAGACAGACAGAGCAUUAUAGAGCAGAGACGGAUUCAGCGUAAAAAGAAGCGCGACUUGAAGAAGUUACACAAGGCGGAGGAGAUUCAAAUAAUCGAGGCUAAGAGGAAUCAAUGCGUCCCUUUGAUCUCCAAAGAGGAGUACGAGAAGUACGCAAAUCCUGGAGCCGGAAGACCGAGCCGUCCCUUCUCUGCGAACUUAAUCGAGAUCUCGCAGAAACCGCGUAACAAUCUGAUUUUGCCGCAACCUGAGCAAAAACCGAACAAAAAAUAUUCGGGGAAUCCGCUGGACUCUUCGCAACCGGAAAGAUCUACCGGUAAACACAGAGAAGAACCUAAACCUAAAAAGUUGACCAGGUUGAAAAAAGACGUAAAGGCUACUCAAGAAACAUCUGAUAUAUGCGUAAAAUACUGCGAAAAUUUAGUCAAUAACGAUGUUGAUUUACUGGCAGCGAAAUUAAUAGCGGAGAUUGUAGAGUUACAAGAAAAGUUGUACAAAAAAGAUCAUUUGAAAGGGCAGAGACAGAGGAAAUACGUGGUCGGCUUUAACCAAGUGAUGAAGUAUUUGACUAUAAACAAAUUGAAAGCUUUAAUUAUUGCCGUCGACGUGAAAGUGUUGAAAGAAGGUGAUAUGUUGCAUGAAACUAUUCUGAAAUGCGUCCGACUAGCGAAAACCAACAAUAUUCCUUAUAUAUUCGCACUGAAACGACGCAAAAUUGGUUUGAUCACCAUGAAAUUCCUACCUGUGAGUUGCUUUGGUGUACUGAACUUCCAAGGAGCAAAUGAAAGUUUUAAUAUUCUAAUAGCGGAGAGUAAAAAGAUAAAUCCUCGUCUAGAUAUCGACGAAGAAGACAAUAACAUUGCUUCUGCAAUCAGACAAAUCUCUGGUAAAAUUCUGACCGAUUCUCAAUGAUGGGGAAAUAUAAAGAUAUUAGAUUUUCAUUGUAAGAUAAAUAUCUGUAUAUAUUUAU
Molecule: messenger RNA, 1149 nt
Organism: Nicrophorus vespilloides
Lineage: Eukaryota; Metazoa; Arthropoda; Insecta; Coleoptera; Silphidae
Gene: Sbp2
Product: selenocysteine insertion sequence-binding protein 2
Exons: 6
Coding region: 177-1091 (304 amino acids)
Biological process (GO): selenocysteine incorporation
Cellular component (GO): ribonucleoprotein complex
Molecular function (GO): mRNA 3'-UTR binding; ribonucleoprotein complex binding; selenocysteine insertion sequence binding
Source: RefSeq, a predicted model, not a curated record